Dromaius novaehollandiae (emu) is the source of this 3864-nucleotide messenger RNA. RefSeq names its product RNA binding motif protein 44 (gene RBM44). Bases 34 to 3738 code for a protein of 1234 amino acids. Gene Ontology annotation, cellular component: membrane; cell surface; signaling receptor complex. Lineage: Eukaryota; Metazoa; Chordata; Aves; Casuariiformes; Dromaiidae. Gene Ontology annotation, biological process: intracellular protein transport; regulation of G protein-coupled receptor signaling pathway; cellular response to hormone stimulus. The transcript is spliced from 16 exons. The record is from RefSeq and is a predicted model, not a curated record. Gene Ontology annotation, molecular function: RNA binding; coreceptor activity.
GUUAACCAUUCUGUUUUUGGCCGGGAAUGUUCCAUGAACGUCUCAGAAUUAAAGUUGUCAGAGGAAAGUUUACCGUAUUUGAAUUCAUCUUUAGAUGCAGAUAUUGAAAUGUAUAAUGAAGAGAGAAUGACAAUUUGCUGUGCAUGUGGAGAUAAAAGUGAGAAAGAAGCUGCUAUGUUGGGAAGGGCAUGCAAUGACAUGCAUUUUAUUUGCAGGGUUAGUGAUGAUUACAAACAAAGUGAUUUAGGUGAAGAUUCACAGCUGGAGUAUGUCAGUGCUGAUGAGCAAGAUGAUUAUGGGAAUAGCUCAAGUGAGUUCUGUAAGCAAAUGAAAACUGCAGGACUCAAAACUUUAAAGUUACUAGAUCCAGCUCAUGAAGUUCCAGGGAAUGGAGUCACAGAGGAGCAAAGUCUUGUUAACCUAUUGGAAGGUUGUUCUCCUACCUGUAAAUAUUGCACAGGUGAUCAGAUCUGCAUGGAAGCAGCUGUGCCAGAACUUCCCCGAGCGCUUCAGGGCCAUCUCUCUCUGUCAGCUUACAAAGAUGUGAGUUGUGAUCAUGAAGAAGAGCAAACAGAGUAUCAUAGCGUUCUUUAUGAAAGUACACUCGAAAGUCAUACUUGCGGGAGUAAAGAAAGGGUUUAUCCAAAUGUGUUUAUACAUGACAGUUUAGCAAAUGAAAAGGUGGAAGACAUUCCUCUGAUUGAUGGCGCACAGUCAACCAAAAUGGCUAUAAAUGAAAAACCGCUAGAAAAGAAUGGUAGACAUAUUCACAGCAUCUCCGUGAAGCAAGAAAAUCCUUCCUUUUCAGCAAGGGAAAGGUUCCCUGCAGUAGCCACGCAACUUUGCAGAAGUGCAGGUGAGACUAAUUCUCACAGAUGUAGUGAACCUGUUGUGUGUGCCCUUUGUACCAGCUGUGUUGACUGCACUCAGAAGGAUGUUGAAACCCAGUGUCCAGUCCCAGAAAUUCACGCUAGAGAGAAUCCCUUGUUUGGGCUGGAAGUUGUAGAUAAACCUUGUGGAAACACCAGCUAUCUGAACCUGGAACUGGAGUGUCAUGCAAACUUGAAUACUGUUACCAGUGACUCUAAAGUUACCGUUAACCAGACUGUUGAUGCAAGUUCUGAUUUUAGAGCUUGCUUUACAACAAGCAGAGCCACCAGUGCCCAGGCUUGUCUGGUAUCCAGGGCGAUUAAUACAAAGAUAACCAUGAUGAACAAAUCCAGACCUGUGGAAUGGCGCCGUGGAAUCUGUGCAGAUGUUGCUUGCAAUACCGACUGGUCAUGUGUAUAUGGUAGUACAGAAGAAAUUUGGUCACAGUUUACUGACCUAUUGGAAAAACAUUUAGAUGGCAAUACUGCAACAGCUGAAAGUUCACAAGUUCAGGAUCCAUGGGAAUCACAAAAUGAGCUGUGUAGCAGUGAUUUAAAGUUAAGCACUGACAGGCCGCUACACCUUGACAAACAAACUGUGAAGGACUCUGCAUCAAGCUGCUGCAGCAAAAUACUGCGGAGAGCUGUUGAAGCCGAACUGCAGAUUCUGAACAUUCAUUAUCGGAUGUGUUGCCAUCACUGCUUGAAGAUUUACAAGCUGAUGAUGGAGGAGGAAAAAUGUUUCAACAGAUGUAAUAAAAAUGGCUUUGCCAGCACUGAAUUGAAUUCAUCUCUCUUGUUGGUUUUGGAAGAGCUAAAAAAGAGCUAUGACGGUAUGAAAAAGAAAAUAGAAAUGGGCAUACCAUUAAACACACUUCCCCGUCUAUCAGUUGAGACAAAGUUGUUCCCAGUCUUUUCUUCUUAUGUCCCGUGCAAGGUGUACAGAGAGGAUAUUUGUUGUGGUUCCACUUCAGGUGUAAGAAAAACAGACUUCGAAGAACCAGAACUGCAAGAAUCGAAAACUUCUGUCAAUGUGGACAAUCAUCAGACAGUACAUUUAACUGAUGGCAGUCAGCCUAGACACUGUGCUGCUUCCAAGACGUUUGAAGACCAGCAUAAAGAUCAGGAUGUGGAAUAUGACUGCAGAAAAAAUGAAGAAGUGAAUGAACAUUGGUUUGAUGCUAAAGAGAACUUGACAGCAACAGAUUUUUCAGUAACAUUUGAUGAAAAGCAACAAGAAAAACAAGACACAGAUGGUUCAAGAGAAGUGAAGAUAAGGGAGAGUGCAAAUGAGUGUUUUUUUAUUCACGUUGGAGGCUUAAGUUCGUCGGUGUCAGAGGGUGAUUUAAGAUCACAUUUCCAGAAGUAUCACGUUUCUAACAUUCUUAUCUGUGCGGAUUCUGCUAACUACAGAGAUGCAUUUCUUUGCUUUAAAGAAGCUAAUAAGGCAAAGUUAGCUGUAGAAGAAAUGAAUAGGAAAGAAAUAAAAGGGAAGACAGUAAGUGUUGAACUUGUAAAAAAUGCGUCAGAGAACAGAUCUUCAGUUUCUCAGAACCUUUUGAAUAAGUUUUGGUAUGAAAUCCAAUCUGUUAAUAACUCUGAAAAAAAUGUUCAAGAUAAAACAUUCACUUCAGCUUCCAAUUCUGUGAAAGCAUCUGCUGCCACCUCUGCUUCUGAGAAGGCGCUUCUCCUUCCCACAACUUCUUCAAAAAUUACUCUUGCGACCCAAGUCCCUUCAAAAACAAACCGCCUUGAUCUGAAAUCAUCUGCUGAAGGCUUAGAACGUUCUUUGGUUGGAGUUAAUCAACAGGAUACUGGAGAGAAUUCUCUGCAGAAAACAUCUGCUCUUUUCUUCCCUGAUCCAUUUGAUACCUUUAUUCCUCCUAAUACAUUGAACUUGAGCAGCUUUACCAAAUUAAUGAAGAAACUUCAAAAAAUUCAUCCAGAGGCUAGUAGGGAGAAAAUUAUAGAUGCUCUGCUGGAGGUGAGAACAAACAAUAAAGGUAUCCUCAGUGGCUUGCCCAUCAAUUCCAUUGUGAAGAGGACCUCUCUGAUUCUAAGGAAAUCCAUGCCCAAGUGUGGAGGGAAAAAGAAAUGCCGGGCUGAGCUCGUCAGAAAGCCUGGCUGCCCGAAGAGCCCCCAAACAAGCACAACCCACCCCGAAGCCGUGGGGAUGGUCGCGGGGCCGAAGGCGCAGCCCCGCAGCAGGGGCUGGGGCCGGGGCCGGGGCGGUCCCGCCCGGGAGGGGCCCCGGCGCCGCCCCCUCCCGCCGCGCUCGGCCGGGCGGCGCCGCUGGGCUGCGGGCGCGCAGGUGGCUGCGCUCGGCCGCGCUGGGGGCCGCGGCUGCGGGCGCAGGAGGCCGCCGGGCGGCGCGGGGCGGCGGCGCGGCCCCGGCGCCCUCCCCAUGGGCUGCGGGCGGCCCGCGGCGCGGCGGAUGGCUCUGCUGCCUCGGCGCUUCCUCUGCUUCGUGCUGGCCCAUCACUUCAUCGUGGCCACGGCGUGCCACGAAGCCGACUACGGGCAGCUGAUGCGCGACUACUGCCUGAGCCAGUUCCAGGCGAGCAUGGAGGCGCUGGGGCCGCGGCUGUGGUGCGACUGGGAGGAGACGCUGGGCACCUACGGCGAGCUCACCAACUGCACGGCGCUGCUGGCCGAGAGGCUGGCCUGCUUCUGGCCCAACCGCCUCGUCGACGAGUUCUUCGUGGCCGUGCACCGGCGCUACUUCGGGGGCUGCCCGCUGUCCGGGCGGGCGCUGCGCGACCCCCCCGCCGCCGUGCUCUGCCCCUUCAUCGCCCUGCCCGUCGUGGGGGCCCUGCUGGCCGCCGCGCUCGUCGUGUGGCGCAGCAAGCGCGGCGAGGGCAUCGUCUAGGGCGGCCGCGCGGGGACGGGGGUCCCGUCCCCCCCCCCCUUUAUAAAGCGCCCCCCCAGUGUCGCUGGGGGAGGGUGAGCGAUGUUGGCGAGAGGCUUUUCCUAAAUAAAUGAGAUCAAAAAUGGA